Messenger RNA from Arachis duranensis, 944 nucleotides. RefSeq lists its product as uncharacterized. NCBI's taxonomy places the organism in Eukaryota, Viridiplantae, Streptophyta, Magnoliopsida, Fabales, Fabaceae. The record is from RefSeq and is a predicted model, not a curated record. Gene Ontology annotation, molecular function: nucleic acid binding. Gene Ontology annotation, cellular component: kinetochore.
AUGCGUGAUCUGCUAGUUGACAUUCUACUUGAACUGCAAGUUCUGUUGAUUCUUCAGAUAUCUGGCAAGAAAGACCCUCCGAUCAGCUCUUCCAAGAAUAAGUUAAAAACACUCAGCUGGCAAGAACGGCAGAAACUUGAAAGAGAUAGAAAGCAGAAAGAAGAGGAUGAGCAAACAUUAGCAAAAGUGGAAGCUCCAAUACCACGAUCCAACAUCGGGUUUAAGCUGCUCAAACAAAUGGGUUAUACGUCCGGUGCUGCCCUUGGCAAAGAGGGUUUGGGUAGGGCUGAGCCAGUGGGGAUUGAGAUUCGACGAUCACGAGCUGGUAUUGGCUUAGAUGAUCCUCACAAGGAGAAGAGGAAAAAGGAGGAAAUCAUAGCUGAGAAAAAAAGGAGGAAAGAGGAGGAUCUAAUGCAAGACUUUGGGUUGAGACAGAAGUAGCGAUGGCAGAGUAAGAGAGUUGUAGCCAAUUUCCAUAAGGCAAAGGUUGCCCUUGAUCAAUUAGAGAAUAGAGAAAUCAUUGAACCGGAAAAGAAUGAGGAUGAUGAAGAAGAGGAAGAUGAGGAAGAGGAAGAAAUAACAGAAGAGGAUUUGCAAGAAGUUUUGAUGAAACUGAGGGAUGACCACAAUUAUUGCCUCUUUUGUGGAUGCAAGUAUGAAUCAAAGGAUGCUCUCUUGACCAACUGCCCUGGAACCAAUGAAGAUGAUCACUAACUUGAUGGUUUUUGAGAUGAACACCUGACUGUGCUUUGUCAUCUCUCUUCUUUUUUGCCAAGCACUCGUCCUCUUCUGGGGUCGGGUCCUCUUCGUCACCCAGUCGCCCUUGAUUGUUGAAUGAUUAUUUGAUCUUUCUCAAGUUUCCGUAAAAGUUUUGGCCAAGUGGAUCCGAAAAGGAAUUCUUCAUAUAUGCUCACGAGCGACGAGGCUACUACACAUUUUGGCAG